This is a messenger RNA of Amblyraja radiata (thorny skate), 2085 nucleotides long. It is a transcript of the gene sh2d5, whose product is annotated as SH2 domain containing 5. NCBI's taxonomy places the organism in Eukaryota, Metazoa, Chordata, Chondrichthyes, Rajiformes, Rajidae. Gene Ontology annotation, cellular component: postsynaptic density. The transcript is spliced from 10 exons. The record is from RefSeq and is a predicted model, not a curated record. The coding region runs from base 642 to 1964 and encodes 440 amino acids.
UGGCAGGAGAUUAUAACUUCAACGAUAAAAUAAAUCCUAAAACUGCUGAAAUGCUAUGCUUAAAAAAUGUGGUAGGCCGGGCCAAUGAUAUUUAAACCAGCCUUUUUAUAAGGGAACGCCGGCGAUCUUAGCUGUUUGCUGACAGACAUUUCACAGGGGGCGUGAGUUAAUACUUUGCGUUUUUUUAAUUAUGUUUGAAGCAAUAAACGUCGGGCGGUGGGAUGAUAAACUCCCUGGAAUAGAAAACUACAUUUGACGUGCAUAUUUAAUGCGAGGAUCCUGUUGCCGCGGUCGACACCGUCUGAACUGUUCUCCAGACAGCCCUCCCCGAACUGUUAUACUGUACACUGGGAGCCGUGGAAGUAACGUUUUUUUCAUAAAAGGAGAACAAUUUCCGGCAAAAUACGCAUGCUUCUGUGAACACUGAUGUCAACACGGGCAUGGGGAUGAGAGGAGGAUCAGGUGAGUGAGGGGAGGAGGGGGUUGUCCGUGCAAACACACAGUACUGGUAUCGGCCUCUCCAGUCUAGACGACCCCUCUUACCCCAGCUCCUGGGGACCCCGGCGGCCCCUCGCCCCAAACUUGCUCCAAGUUUAUCCCGGAGUGAAUAUUGAGAGCAGCCUCGCCGGGACUCCGCGGUGAUGGCCAAGAGCCGAUCUCCAGACACCAAAGCCAGAAUCAGGACCAAGUUCGCCGAGUAUGUUGGUUCCUUUACUGUAGAGGAUCAAGAUCUUGAAGGAAUGACAUGGCGAAUCCAUCAACAGCUUCAUUUUCUGAAGAAGUUUCCUCGGAAAAUGGCAGUAAUACUGAAAUUCUCAUCACAAGGAAUAAAGAUGUUUAAUGAAAAUAAAGAGAUACUGUUGAUGGCUCAUGCCCUGAAAAGAAUCCUGUACACGACGUGUCAACCCUUGGACUGCCAGUUUGCAUUUGUCACACGCAACCCCUGCAGACCACCAACUGAGCUCUUCUGCCACCUGUUCGUCACUGCACAGCCAAACGAGGCAGCAAUUCUGAAUUUACAGCUAUGCCGGAUGUUCCAAGUUGCUUACUGCAUGAAAUACAAGAAGGAACAACAAAGUAGUCCACCUGUAAUUAAUUGUUCUACUCGGGAAACUCCUGUGAAACCAGGCUCCCCAGUACUUUCAACAAAGCUUGUGAAAGAACGGUAUGGAGACCUGGAGGUUUCCCUGAAUGUCAGUGCCUUGGUGACCUUCAGGAGGAUAUCAGAAGAGGAAAUCAGAGCAACAGAAGUAAAAAAGCAAAAUGACCAGGAUACAGAGGAAACCUUUAAAAGUGAAAACUAUGGAUAUUGCACCAGUAGUCCAAAUGUUCCUUCAAGUGGUACAAAGGCUCAAGCAAAAGAAUUGGAUCCACUGGAAGACUGUCCAUUCUCUUCACUAACACUAGUGCGAAAGAAAGCUAUACGUAAUAAAGGGAUCAGGUCAGGAGCUUACAGGAGCUCUACCUUCAAGAGACAAUUUCAAGAAGCACUUUUAGAUGGCUACAGUUGCAGGUGGGGAGAUGACCUCUUGGAAUCCUGGAGAGCACUUGCACCACUACAGCAUGAAGAAGUCCUAAUGGACACUGUCUGGGCCAGCGCUGGGAUACCUAGGGAUUGUGCCUUAGAACUUUUAAAACGUGAUGUUCUGGGAGCUUUCUUACUUUGGGCGAAUUCUGGCCUUCUAAAGUGCUGGACACUGAUGAUGCGGACUCCAUUUGGUGUGAUAAACUACGUGAUCUGUACAAAUGAUGAAGGCAAAUGUUAUCUUGAGCAUCUGAACACACAAUUUCCCAGUAUAAAAGCCUUGAUAGAACAUUACACAACAAUGGAAGAUGGUUUGUUUUGUUGUCUAAGUGCUUCAAGGCUAAAUCAUUGUUAUGAAGAACAGGAUUCUGCAGUAUGUGAUGACUUGUAUGCGGCUCCAACAAAACCCGAGGACAGGUUACUUCAGAUUAGAAAGUAAAUCGUUUAUGAUCUGAAAAAGUUGGUUCCUUUUGGACAUAAGAAGAGACUGCCUGCAAAUUAUGAUAUGCAAAAUGGUUUCGGAAAAUCAAAUGCAAAUAAACUUGAAUUUGCCACAUAAA